Aspergillus versicolor CBS 583.65 is the source of this 906-nucleotide messenger RNA. Its product is annotated as class I SAM-dependent methyltransferase. Lineage: Eukaryota; Fungi; Ascomycota; Eurotiomycetes; Eurotiales; Aspergillaceae. The transcript is spliced from 3 exons. The coding region runs from base 103 to 525 and encodes 140 amino acids. The record is from RefSeq and is a predicted model, not a curated record.
AUAAUCGACUAUGCCCGAGCCCACUAAAUCCUCGCCUGGCGAAUACGUGCUUAUUCGCAGCAAUGUCGAGAGCGAGAGGUAAACUACCCCCCUGAAGACUAAAUGAAAUCUAACAGACCUAGACUAGAAAGACAAUUCAAGGCCUGGCAAGCCAACAUCGGCUAUCUCAUGCACCCCGCCAUUGCACAGCACGACCACAUGCGUAUUGCAGACGUCGGGACUGGAACAGGCAUCUGGCUACGCGAAGUCGCAAAAGCCCUCCCUAGCAGCCACCUCGACGGCUUCGACCUGUCAGACUCAAUGUUCAGUAGAGACCAUCUACCAGGAAACAUCCACUUCCACCACCAGAACUUCCUAGAGCCCUUCCCUGAAGAGUUCCUUGGGAAAUACGACGUUGUCAAUGUACGCGUUAUGGUGCUCGCGCUGUCUUCGGAUGAAUGGGGCCCUGCUGUGCGGAAUCUGAUGACUCUGCUUCGUGAGUAUAACGCAUAUCUCGAGAUAUACUGCCUUGUUGAUAACGUUUAGGACCUGGUGGGUAUCUCCAGUGGGUUGACUGCGCCGCCCAUGACUGCGUAGUGAAGGCACCGGACGGGGUGAAUCCUACGCAUGCCCGGCGUUAUAUGGAGAUAUUCCGUACGGGCAUGAUCGCUGUUGGAAAGACGCCAAAGUAAGUACACGUACACACUUUUUACCCCGAAGCCCUUCUAAUACUAGGUCUAGUGUAGGCGCGCUGAAGGGGAUCUUCCAGAAAAGCGGACUCGCAGACUGCGAAGAACAGGUUUUUUGCUUGCGGCGUUGAAACUUGGUAAGGGACUGGUGAGUUUGGAGGAGGUCAUGGCUUUGCGACAGGCUGCGCUGGCUGAUUGUGAUCUUGGUUGUUAUUAUUGUUAUGAUGUCCAUGUGGUU